AUGGCGGGCUGGUGGCGGGCGCUGCCGCGCGCGGCCCGGCGCCACCCGUGGCCCACCAACGUGCUGCUCUACGCCGCGCUCUUCACGGCCGGGGACGCGCUGCAGCAGCGGCUGCGGGACGGCCCGGCCGACUGGCGCCAGACGCGGCACGUGGCCACCGUGGCCGUGACCUGCCAAGCCAACUUCAACUACGUGUGGCUGCGCCUGCUGGAGCGCGCGCUGCCGGGCCGCGCGCCGCGCACCGUCCUGGCCAAAGUGCUGUGUGACCAGGCGGUCGGCGGGCCGCUUGUCGUCUCCUCCUUCUACGUCGACUGGUCUGAUGUAUUGGCCUUUCGUACAGCUAACCAACUUCAUCCUGGUUCCUGUUCAGUGGAGAACAGCUUACACUGGACUCUGUGGUUUUCUCUGGGCUACCUUCCUUUGCUUUUCACAACAGAGUGGUGA
Messenger RNA from Cynocephalus volans (Philippine flying lemur), 444 nucleotides. RefSeq names its product MPV17 mitochondrial inner membrane protein like (gene MPV17L). Bases 1 to 444 code for a protein of 147 amino acids. The record is from RefSeq and is a predicted model, not a curated record. Gene Ontology annotation, cellular component: cytoplasm; mitochondrion; membrane. Gene Ontology annotation, biological process: mitochondrial ribosome assembly; cellular response to reactive oxygen species. The transcript is spliced from 3 exons. Lineage: Eukaryota; Metazoa; Chordata; Mammalia; Dermoptera; Cynocephalidae.